This is a messenger RNA of Sebastes umbrosus (honeycomb rockfish), 3148 nucleotides long. RefSeq names its product LIM domain and actin binding 1a (gene lima1a). Gene Ontology annotation, cellular component: actin cytoskeleton; plasma membrane. The coding region runs from base 234 to 2417 and encodes 727 amino acids. Lineage: Eukaryota; Metazoa; Chordata; Actinopteri; Perciformes; Sebastidae. Gene Ontology annotation, biological process: actin filament bundle assembly. The transcript has 11 exons. The record is from RefSeq and is a predicted model, not a curated record. Gene Ontology annotation, molecular function: actin filament binding.
AUCAUUGGCUGGUGGGAGUUAAAUGGGCGUGUAGGGAACGCCUCCUUCUUCCCUGUCUACUCAAAAGCACUGGUGGCAGCAGCUGAGGAGUGAAGAAGAGAAGGAAAUAUUCAAGUAGUGGACAUCUGAAACAAACAUCAGGGAGAGAAACAGCUGUGAUAGUCACACAGAGUUACGACGUGUGUUCCUGGCAAGCUGACUAGACAGAUUGAUCACUCAGACGUGCAGCAAAGAUGGCCUCCGCCGCUCCGUUCAGCCGCAGACAGUGGGCGUCCCAGUCACUGAGGGUCACCGCCAAGGAGCUGACCAUUGUCUCUGCCCGGGGUAAAAACACCGCCAUUGCAGAGCGCUUCUCCAAGUACCAGAUGGCAGCAGAAGAGGGAAAUGCAGAGAAGAAGAAGAAAGCGGUUACAGAACCUCUUCCCUCCACACUGAGUCUGAGUGUUUUAAAGAAACGCUGGGAACAACAACAACAGCAGGAGCAGCAGCAGCCGUCCAGCUACAGAGCCCAACCUCAAGCCUGCAUCCCUGCCAAACCUCAGACCCACGUAGGUCAACCAACAGGCCCCAAACGUAGACCCACAUCACCAAUCGAGAACCAGUCCAACGCCCUAAAAAACACCACACUCUCACAAGACCAGGAUACUGAGCCGGAGACGCAGGUCCACUCUGAGACCAACCAGCUGCAGUCAGCUCAACCCGAGGAUCUGACCAACAUGGAGGAGAAGCCCAGCAGAGAUUCAGAGGGGCAGGAGGGAGCAGCAGCAGCUGAAGUACCUGACUCUGAGAAGCCCAGUGUUCCCCUCAACAGCCUCAAGAUGAUGUUUGAGAAGGGAGAGAACCUCACCGACAAGGUGUCCAGGGAGCAAACAAGCAGAGGAAACAGCACUGAUACUGCCAACAUGGACCAGUUACUAGGAGAUGGAAGUCUCGCUGAGUCGACUCCUCUCCGGGACAGGAUGGCCCUCUACCAAGCUGCCAUUUCCAAACAGGAAGUCACUCCCACCUCAGUCAGUAGUGAUCAGCUGGACAGUUUCUGUGGGAAGCAGAAGGAGAACGUUCCUCCGUGCACUCUGGACUUGAGUCAGAGUCCAGAGUCUGAACCAAACGGCAGGAAAGGUUUCACCUCGGAGACCAACGGCUCCGCUAACGGCUCUCCUGCAUCCUCCAAUCAGAGAGACUCCUCUCAGGCCAAGACUCCUAAAAGCUUCCGCCCGCCUGUGAGGGAGACCUGUGUGUCUUGUGAGAAGACAGUUUAUCCUCUGGAGAGGCUGGUGGCCAAUCAGCAUGUUUACCACAGCUCCUGCUUCCGCUGCUCGCACUGCAACACCAAACUGAGUUUGGCGAACUACGCCUCCCUGCACAACAACGUCUACUGCAAGCCGCACUUCUGCCAGCUUUUCAAGGCCAAAGGAAACUACGACGAGGGCUUCGGCCACCGGCCCCACAAAGAGCUGUGGGAGAGCAAAGGGGAGAGCUGUGAGACCUCCCCACAGUCCAACACUCAGACCAAGCCAAAGACCCAGAGCCCAGCCCCAGCCCCGGCCCAGGCCUCAGACCUGGACAGCCCCAGUGUGGAGGACUCCCCGCUGGCUAAAGUCAACGUGCUGAUGGCCACUAUGGAGGCUCUGGGACAGGGAUCAUCAGAGAAGUCCGACAAACCCACUGAGACCCGCAGGCUGAAAAUCUCCUGGCCGCCACGAACCGAGCUGGGGGACAUGCCCGGCCGCAGUGCGUCCGCAGAGGAGGGGUCUGCCGGUAAGCCCAUCAGAGCCAAGUGGCCCCCAGAGGAGGAUUCCCUCUCCUCACCCCCUGAACAGCCCAGAGAGACGCCCUGCCUGCGCCGGACCUCCUCCCUGAAGGAGCGCAGCAUGCCCUUCACACUGGCAGGACAAGCUCCUGCUCCUGAGGCCAGAAAACAGAGUCCACCUCCUCCCGUGGACGACAGGCAGCUCAGUCCUGAGCCCUCCAAUAUGGAGCUGCAGCACGACGGCACGUGGACAGACAGCCAGACACCCACUGAGGACAGCUGUGUGGACGUUCACACCAGCUCAGGAGAGGAGGAGCAGGAGGGGGAGAUGAAGGCUGAAAACAUGGUGGAGAAUCAUUUCACAAGAGAGGAUGAAGACACCCCGGAUGAACAACCCGAGGAAGAGGAGGAGGAGAAGAUGGAGGAGGAGGAGGAGGAAGACGGAGGUGUGUUGGAGGAGGAGAUGCCGCCUCUGAAACAGGAGGAGACACCAGCAGACAUCCCGUCUCCUGAAGGUGAGGUGGAGGCCAGCCGGUCGUCUCAGGAUGUGGGGUUCUGGGACAGCGAGGAGGUGGAAGAUAAGGAGGAGGAGGCGGUGCUGACGGUGGAGGAAAUGAUCAAACGAAACCGAUACUACGAGGACGAAGAGGAGGAAGAGGAUGUAUAAACUGAUUGAUCAACAAGAUGACAACCAUGGACACUUGGGAGGACUUCUCGCCAUUCCUUCUUUUUUUUAGAUUCUUCUUCUCUUCUUAAAAGAGAGUUGCUGCAGUGUCUAGUGUGAACUCUACUGAACUCUUUAUUUGUGCCUCUUUUUCAAACAUUCCUACAAGAUAGUUUUUACAAGACUGUGUCGCUCUGACAUCAUGUUUUAAAAUGUACAAUAUUUAAAAUUACGCCCCAUGUAAUGAAUGUUUUUAGCACCAAAUGUCCAAAGGUUAUGACAUAUAGAGAAUUAUUUUUGUGUAAUUUUCUAUUUUCAUUGAAAGCCUCUUAAUCUGGAUUGAAACGAUAACAUGAUCCUGUUAUUAGUACACUAAAAUAUGGGAUUAUUACAUUUUAUGUAGCUUCUGAAUGGAAUCACUUUUAAUGGGUAAGCUAAAAGAAAACAUCCCAUUCUGUUUUUAGAAAAUAAAGCCCAGCACUUUCAUCUGUUACUAUUAUUCUAAGUAAUAGGUUUGGUUAGUUUUUGACAAUUUCUGUAGAGAAUACAUCUGUCACUUUCUUUUCAAUAGCCAUUCUGUAUGUACAUGUUAAAAAAACACUUAUGUUCCUUGCUGUUUUACAAUUUCAGGAGUUAUAACUGGAUCUGAAAAAUGUACUGUUUUUUUUUUUUUUUAAAUCGGGGGACCAAAUAUCCUAGAUUACUACUGUUUAAAUAAAUUGUUAUACAAAAUG